CAGUAGUCCAUAUUUUCGGCCGGGACAGUAACACGGCCAGCAGUGAAAGUGAGAAAUAACUCCGUAAACUGGGAUAAUUGUGAUCACUAGGACUGAUGAGCGAAUAUAAACACAUAUGAAGGGCAGCAGGAUGAAUGUGGAGACUCUCAGUAAAGCUGAACUUCUGAUGCUGCUCAGCAUUCUGGAAGGAGAACUGGAAGCGCAGGAUGUAGUCAUACACUCACUCAGGGCACAACAGAGAGAUUCAUUUGUUCAGGAGCGAUAUGGACAGUAUGACCUCCGUGACCCCUUCGUAGCGCUGCUGAGGGACAACGAGCUGUCGCAGGCUCAAGAUGAUGGAGGGCAGAGUCCCGUGUGUCUGAACCCGCUGGGCGUGUUGAAGCUAGUGAUGGCCCACUGCACCAAUAUGAAGGAGAAAAUGAUGAAACAGCUUGCCGCUGCAGAGAGGAGACAUCGACGGGUAAUAGCUGAUUUAGAAGAAGAGAAACAACGGCGAGCUCAAGACGCUGCUGCGGGUGAUGACAUCACUGCCAUGCUGGAGAGGGAACGAGACAGACUACUGCAACAGCUGGAGUUUGAGAAGGCUCAAGUCCAGAGUUUAGAACGUGAGAGGUCAGCUCUAUCAAAUCAAGCUGAGGAAGAUUUAGCACAGCAGCAGCAGUUAUCCUCGACACUGGCUAAAGAAUGUCAGAAGGCUACAGCACGGGCAGAGGAGGAGAGCCAGCGUGUUGCAGACCUCAGCCGCCAACUGGAACAGGAGAGCAGUACCAUCGAAAUCCUAAAGCGAGAGCUUGAAAGCGAACACGCUCGUGCUCAGCAGAUAGAGGCGAGAGCUGAGAAAAAGCUGGCUGAAUUUGAUACCGAGCACGAGCAGAUGAGAGGGAAACUACUGAAGGAAGAAAAACGAUAUCAAGAGCUUUUGGAGCAGUUCAAUAGUUUAAAGAAAGAGUUGGAUGAAAUGAAAGAAAGAGAAAAGGCAAGGCUGGAAAAGGAUAAUGAAGAAAAGGAAAAAUUCCCACAAAAAGCAACUUCAGGUAUCACGCCUCCUCUUAGUCAAACAGAAGUUGAUGGCAAACCUGUUGCAUCUAAAUCAUCUCCUCAACACAAACAAAAUGGUCAACACACUCCCAGAGAACCGGAGUCUCCAGCAGAAGAGAGGUGUAAGGAUGGGGGAUUGGUGGACAAUGGGAUAAUGCUCCUUGGAGGAAGUGGGGCCUUACAGUGUCUCUCCCCCAGCAGUCCUGCCUCAUCCUCUCUUAGCUCAUCUCCUUGCUCUUCCCCUGUAUUGACCAAGCGUCUGGCCUCUCUAGGUUGCUCUAGUCCGACCUAUCCCUCUUCUUACCAGGCCAGCAUCAACCAACGAUUCCAAGCAGCACGCCACAAGUUUCAGCAACAAGCUGAGGUAGACCAGCAACACGGAGGAACUGUUGUCCACUCGCCCCGAGACCUCUCUCCCACUGCCGCCACUCCUGCCACUCCUCCUCCAGACAAUUCUACUGCAAAGCAGAUUGCCCGAAACACUGUCACUCAGGUGCUGUCACGGUUCACAAGCCAACAAGCAGCAAGUAAACUCCCUCCGUCCAACAGCUCACCCUUUGGCACUGAUUACCGCAACCUGGCCGCUGCCUCCUCGCCCACAGGGAAGAGCCCAGGGAUUCUCUCACCAGGGAUCCGCUCACCAAUAAUUCCUAGGGCGGAGAAGAUUCAUCCACCUCCUGUUCCCCCCAAAAAGCAGGGGGUCAACCAGUCUCCUAACUCACCGGUUCCUUCUGGCAGGGCCAGCCACUUCCCCGAGCUCUCUGGGAGCUGUGGUCUCACCAGUGGUCAGGAAGAUGCUAAAGAGCUUGAUUUGGUCAUGUCGUCAUCUAGUUAACCAACCUAGAGUUCACAACUGAUCCUUAGCCUUAUUCACUCCAUUCCCUCCCGUGGCAUCUAAAGCACUCUCUGUGAACCUCAAGGUUUACUUCUUUUAUUAUUUUCACCCUGAUUGUCUAGUGUUGUAAUUGUCGAUUUUUAUCCUCAAGUACCCCGUUUUGGAUGUCAACUUUAUCUGACACAGUUUAGGCCUUGUAACCUCUACUAAUGAGCUGAUGUGUUAAAUAAGACAUCCAGAUUGUUCAGUUCUAUGAUACUCAAGGGGCCUCAUUUAUAAAGCGUGCGUACGCACAGAUUUGAGCUCAUAUUUAUAAAAACGGUCUUUGAUGUGGAUAAGUACUUAAAGCCACGUCAGGGUCUGAGCAGAUGUACACCAUUUUCAUUGUCAGAUUACUGCAGGUUUUUGGAAAUCUAAGCUAUUCUUGCAGCUCGCUAAGGAUUUGGACGAUGACUUGAUCUUUUAUAUGUAAAUGACAUUAAUUAGGUGUUGUUUACAAUGCGGGGAACUGAAACCAUUCAGCUGCAUGCAAGUUCAAGAUCAUUUGCGAUUUAUAGAUUUCACAUCUAAAAGAGAAGAGUACACUCGUUUUCUGUGUGUACGUUCAUUGUAUGAAUCACACGUAUGCACAUCUGAGAAAUGAUCGUAAGAUCAAAUUUAGGACGGUUUCUGCGCAACAUUUUAUAAAUGAGGCCCCAAGACUAAGAACCAUUGGUCUUGUGCAGGGGUAGCCAACCCUGAGACUGGAGAGCUACAAUUCCUGCAGAAUUUUGCUCUAACUUUAAUCCAUCACACCUAAACCAGCUUAGAAUUACUUGAAGAUUUAAAGUCAGGUUGUUUUGGAGCAGGGUUGGAACUGAACAUUUCAGGAAGGAAGCAAAAGGGUUGCUCUCUAGAAGUAGGGUUGGCUACCCCCGUCUAGUGUACCUUCCCCCAACCCAACAGUGUCCAACCUUGCUUUUGGAAGGUCCAGCACUAAUUAAACACAUAAAGCAGUUAAUUAAGGUCUUCAGGAUUGCGAGAAAGGUCCAGGUGGUUGUGUUGGAGCUGGUUUGAGGUGAACUCUGUACGAAGGUGGUCCUCCAGGAGCAGGAUUAAACUUUCCUGCUUUGAGCGCACAUCUGAGAGACCAGUCCAGUGUGGAUAGAGGUGAUGCCCCAUUGAAGACCUUUGGUAUCCCAGAACAAAUCUUAGUCUGAGCCUAACCCAUCCUAACUGUCAAUUUUUGAAUGGCAACUACACUCGCACAACUUAACCAACCUAUCAAAUACUGCUCCUAUAAGAUUCAAUCUAUUUAAAUGCUUUUUUAAAUCUUCUUUCUUUUAAUAUUUUAUUUUUUACAAGAAAGAUUUUUAUUUAUCCUAAUAAAUAAUGUUAUUUGUUAUUAGUCCAUUCCUGAUGACCUGCACAGAUAAGAAUGGAAGUAUAUAAAGUAAAAAUAUGUUAUGAAAUCAAGCAAAUGCAAUGCUGAUUAACCAAGUCUUCAACCAAUCUGUCAGUCUUGGGCUACUAAUGAGAAAAUUCUCAAUCUGUCUUGAUGUGUCUGGUGAAUGUGUGAUGUUUAUAUAUUAAGUUCAUGUUAAAAUGUAUAAACUGUUAGUUUUCUGUUGAGCAGUCAUAUGAUGUGCAGGUGCUGUUCUUGAGUCAACGUCGAAAUUAACUACUGGAGAUACUCUCUAAAGAACUGAUAUGAAGCGGUCAUGGAAAAACUCUGUCCUACUGUAUUGCACCAUGACUACAUCGUCCUCUAGUGUCAAUCUGAAGUGCUGCUCAGGAAGCUGCCGUCUAGUGGUGUUAAACAUCAGCCAAACCAGAAUACAUUCUCUAUAAAUGAGGGUUUAAAUGCUUGUCUAUAUGCCACACAUAUUCUCAGACAUUGUUAAAAUGAUUUUAAACAAUAUUUAGAAUCAAGUCAAAAUGUUCUAUGAAUGCAUUUCUGGAUCUAAUAACAUGCCUUGAUAUAUAUUACUCAAUCAUUGCUCUUAAUAUUAUGUUUAUACUGAACAGCCUUGUAUUUAAAAAUUGAAUCUUAACUGAAUACUUGGUAGAAACCAUAGCACCAGUUUACAUGAUUAACAACCAUGGAAAAAGCACAAACGAGUUAAUGUCAUCAUUUAAUGACUUUUUCUUACCUGUGUCCUCUUUUGGCCUUUAAAUUUUAUAUGAAAAUAGAAAUUAUUUUAUGUUUGUGUAUAAAUCUUGAUGCAUGAAGGUAUUGCUCACGUGAAUGCAGCAUACAGUCUUAACUUGCUUAUGAGAAAAGAAAGUAUGCUGGGUUUUUAUAAGUAAAUGUGAUGCAUGUAUCUGUCUUUUCCUACAUAGGUUUCAGCUGCUCUAUGGUCAUUUACUUUUCUGUUUUUAAAUACCUCACCAUUUCUCCUACUGUAUUGAAACCUUUUCAAAUAGCAGUUUAGAUUUUUUACUACUGGAAAGUUUUUUUUUUGCUUCCGAAACUGAACCGGAAAUUUUAUAUUUUUACCUGGGACUUGCAAAGACCAGUUUCUGAAUUUUUAGCUAUUUGUAUGAAAAUACAGUUUGUUAAAUUAGUUGCAUUUUUCCAGAUGAUUUUUACAGCUUGUUAGGUGUUGAGUGAAUUUAUGACUGUAUUUUUUCCCUUAGUUAAUAAAGGGUUUUUUGAAGUUUA
This is a messenger RNA of Ctenopharyngodon idella (grass carp), 4517 nucleotides long. It is a transcript of the gene cttnbp2nlb, whose product is annotated as CTTNBP2 N-terminal like b. NCBI's taxonomy places the organism in Eukaryota, Metazoa, Chordata, Actinopteri, Cypriniformes, Xenocyprididae. The record is from RefSeq and is a predicted model, not a curated record. The transcript is spliced from 5 exons. Bases 116 to 1873 code for a protein of 585 amino acids.